AUGGCUUUUCAAGUGAAUUGCUCUACAGAGAGUCGGCCUUCUCUCUCGGAAAACAUAGAUCGUUUUACGACUAGGUUCUCUUCUAGUUACAAGCCACUACUGAAAGAGUUGCAGCAACUUCCUGCGCAACGUGAGGUUUUCAAAAACAUCAAGAAUGCUUCUGCCAAACUCUUGGAUGCAUUUGUCGAUUCGACGUUUAAGUUUUCUGACCAGCGCGUUCUUCCUUCUCAGAGUAACUUUCUGCCAGUCGAUGAAUUGAACGAAACUUUUGUUAUCAUCAGCAUUGAAGGCAAAAUCCCAGAUGAUUUUCCUGAAGGAGUCUUCAUAAGAAAUGGUCCAAAUCCUCUAUUUGGAGGUCUAAAAUCUACGACAUCCAUAUUUGGAAAGACAGGGCACAUUUGGAUUGAAGGAGAAGGAAUGCUUCAUGCUUUAUACUUCGAUAAAGACAGUGAUGGUGGGAGCAGGACUGUCCUCUACAAAAAUAAACAUGUUGAAACCGAAACAUUCAAGGUUGAAAAACGAAGAAACAAGCCAUCAUUCAUUCCAGCUAUAGAUGGCAGUCCGCCAGCCAUUUUCUUAGCAUACAUGUUUAAUAUGCUGCGAUUUGGAAAGGUCAACAAAGACCUUAGCAACACCAAUGUUUUCGAGCAUUCAGGGAAGUUCUACUCAAUUUCUGAAAAUCACCUUCCUCAAGAGAUUGAUAUCUUUUCCCUUCAGAAUCUAGGCGAUUGGGAUAUCAAUGGAACCUGGCAUCGACCUUUCACCGCCCACCCAAAGACAGCACCAGGUACUGGAGAGUUGGUUGUAUUUGGGGUGGACGCAAUAAAACCUUACUUGGAAGUGGGAGUUGUUUCUGCUGAUGGAAAGAGACUAGUUCACAAGGCUGAUCUCAAGCUCGAUAGGUGCACCCUUCUUCACGACAUAGGGGUCACAGAGAGGUAUAAUGUGAUCUUUGAUUUGCCUCUAACAAUAGACAUACUGAGACUAAUCAAAGGAGGCCCAUUAUUAAAGUAUGAGAAAGAAAAGUAUGCAAGAAUUGGGGUAAUGCCCCGGUAUGGCGAUGCGGAAUCAACCCGCUGGUUUGAGGUCGAACCAAAUUGCACAUUUCACAUUCUCAAUUGUUUCGAGGAAGGAGAUGAGGUUGUAGUGUGGGGAUGCAGGUCCCUUGACUCAAUCAUAUCAGAAUCUUAUGGUAUGGAUUUGGACAAAUCUGAGUGGAUUUCAGGAAGACUUAGGAGUAAAGGACCUGUUCAACAAUAUACUACAUUUUCGUCGAACGAUGAAUUAUUGUUCAGCCGAUUCUAUGAAUGGAGGUUAAACAUGAAGACCGGAGAGGUUACGGAGGGAAACCUCACGGGAACUAAAUUCUCUUUGGAGUUUCCUAUGAUCAAUCCAAGUUUCAGUGGCUUCAAAAAUAAAUAUGGCUACACCCAGAUGGUCCAUGAACCGGCAAGUAUUUCAUCAGGAAUGCCAAAAUUUGGAGGUCUAGCCAAGUUGUACUUCGAUGAAACUUCGAGUAAGCAAUCGGAAGGGCAUAUAAAGGUGGAAUACCAUGAAUUCGAGGGAAACACCUUCUGCACUGGAUCUGCCUUUGUCCCUAAAGAAGGAGGUCUAGAAGAAGAUGAUGGCUGGAUCAUCACUUUUGUUCAUGAUGAAGACACUAAUACAUCCAAAGUUUACAUAAUUGACACAAAGAACUUCACAAGUGAGCCUGUUGCCAAAAUUACAUUGCCAUGCAGAGUCCCAUAUGGAUUUCAUGGAGCAUUUAUGCCGGUCCCAAUCCACAAGUAAUUAAUUGACCCAUCAUUUAUGUCAGAGAUACAUUUAUGCAAACUGUAAAAUUAAUAAAAAAACAGUACUAAAAAAUAGAA
This is a messenger RNA of Populus nigra (black poplar), 1871 nucleotides long. RefSeq names its product carotenoid 9,10(9',10')-cleavage dioxygenase 1-like. NCBI's taxonomy places the organism in Eukaryota, Viridiplantae, Streptophyta, Magnoliopsida, Malpighiales, Salicaceae. The coding region runs from base 1 to 1791 and encodes 596 amino acids. Gene Ontology annotation, biological process: carotene catabolic process. The record is from RefSeq and is a predicted model, not a curated record. The transcript is spliced from 13 exons. Gene Ontology annotation, molecular function: carotenoid dioxygenase activity. Gene Ontology annotation, cellular component: chloroplast stroma.